Kwoniella shivajii is the source of this 936-nucleotide messenger RNA. RefSeq lists its product as uncharacterized. The transcript has 6 exons. The coding region runs from base 1 to 936 and encodes 311 amino acids. The record is from RefSeq and is a predicted model, not a curated record. NCBI's taxonomy places the organism in Eukaryota, Fungi, Basidiomycota, Tremellomycetes, Tremellales, Cryptococcaceae.
AUGGCUCCUAUAGAUAUUGGCGAUGUUGGAGGAGCCAUUACUGGCGUAGCGGGCACAGCUGUAGAAGGAGCUAAAGGUGCAGCUAAGACUGCCUCUGGAGCAGUAGCGACAGCUACGAGCGCCGUAAAUAAUGCUAAGGGCAAAUAUGAUGAUGCACAGGGUAUGUUAGGAUGGUUCACUAAGAUACAAGGGUAUAUCACUCGAAUACAAGAUGCUUGGAAUGGACACAAGUACUUGAUCAUGUUUCUGGUCGGCCUGAUCAUCUUCUUAUAUAUGUCAAUAACGAUUUAUUGUUGUUAUCAUUUCAUUCAUGAUUUCUUUCGAUGUGGAUGUUGUUGUGUUCGAUGUACUUACAAAAGUGAGAAAUGGAUAUAUCAAAAGAUCAAGUCGUCAUCGUCGUCUACCAAUAAAGAACGAGAUGAUGACGACGCAAAGGUAAAUCAUAAAUGUUCAAAAUGUUGUUUAUUAUCUAUACCUAGGACUACAAGAAUGGAAUUGGAGAAACAACAUGGUGAUUUAAGAAAAGGAUGGUCUGAUUCAACGUAUUUCUUAGCGAGGGAUUGUGGUAGAAUUGACUUACCUCAAGAUCCUAUUGAAAGGUCAAAAUGGCAUUGGUAUGGCCAUGAAACCAAAAAUCCAACAAGAUUUAGAUACAUGAAUAAAUGUAUACCUACUAACGUUACCCAAAAAAAUAAAGACGAGAGACAAGUGAAAGAGGUUAUAAAAGCGAAAGAACGGAUCAGGUAUUGGAUGGGAUUGAAAGAUGGUAUAGAUCCUUUUAGUAAUUCAGGUUUGGGUUCGAGCUCAUGGGAAGAUAGAGUAAAUCACAAUUCUGAUAGAAUGAAAAAGAUCUUGCGUAGAUCCAAGAAGUAUACAGAGGAUAAAAAAGCUUUUGAGGAGGCUGAAGCCAGGUCAGAUGAGAAAGAAGAGACAUAG